Messenger RNA from Xiphophorus hellerii (green swordtail), 4692 nucleotides. It is a transcript of the gene stc2a, whose product is annotated as stanniocalcin 2a. Gene Ontology annotation, biological process: intracellular calcium ion homeostasis. Lineage: Eukaryota; Metazoa; Chordata; Actinopteri; Cyprinodontiformes; Poeciliidae. The coding region runs from base 426 to 1286 and encodes 286 amino acids. The transcript is spliced from 4 exons. The record is from RefSeq and is a predicted model, not a curated record. Gene Ontology annotation, molecular function: hormone activity. Gene Ontology annotation, cellular component: extracellular region.
AUUUCAUCACUGACAGACCUACAGUUUUUGAAUCACUGCAGAUCAUAAGACGCCAGUUUUACGGCAAAAAGGAUACUUUUAAAGUGGACACUCCCCUAAAACCUUGGACGCGGGUUUCUUCGACUCCGAUUGGCUGCGAUGCCCCGACCGACAACACCUGCUUAACUCCUUCAUCCAAAUUGACACCCGGGGCUCUAGAGAAAUAUAGGCAGCAUCCCUUCCAGCUCAUGCAUUCAGUCCCACACAGCUGCUCCAUGACACACCGAGUCGCAGCUGCGCCGGUCGUUGAUCCAAGGUGAACCCUCGCAGACACACACACACACCCGCGCACCCACCCCCACACACACACACACACACACACAGAGAGACACGCACUCUCUCUGUCGGAUCUUUGCCGGGAACGGAGGCACACUGCCGGAGACGCAAUGCUGGUGAAGCUGGCCGUGGCGCUGCUGGUUUUGUCAGUGCUGAAGCAAGCGGUGGGAUCGGAUAAUAUUGAUUUUCACGAGCUGCCCCCGGAGAAGCCCGCCAGCCAGAAAGGACGCCUCUCCCUGCAGAACACAGCUGAGAUCCAGCACUGCCUGGUGAGUGCUGGGGAUGUUGGCUGCGGCGUGUUUGAGUGCUUUGAGAAUAACUCCUGCGAGAUACGAGGGCUGCAGGAAAUCUGCAUGACGUUUCUGCACAACGCUGGCAAAUUCGACUCUCAGGGGAAAUCCUUCAUCAAGGAUGCUCUAAAGUGCAUGGCCCACGGUUUACGCCACAAGUUCAGCUGCAUCAGCAGAAAGUGUGUGACCAUUAAGGAGAUGGUGUUCCAGCUCCAGAGAGAGUGCUACAUCAAACACAACCUGUGCUCUGCUGCAAAAGAGAAUGUGGCAGUCAUGGUGGAGAUGAUCCACUUCCAAGAUCUUUUCCCUAAAGGCCCAUACGUGGAGCUGGUGAAUAUUCUCCUGAGCUGCGGCGAGGAAGUCAAGGAAGCACUAACUCGCAGCGUCCGGCUACAGUGCGAGCAGAACUGGGGGGCGCUGUGCGACAGCCUGAGCCUCUGCUCCUCCCUCGUCCCUUCUCCUGCCAGCGCCGUCGUCGAACACCACCACCACCACCCCUUCCCUUCUCCCCAUCUAGAGCCAGAGCACCCACGCCUUCCACGCCAAGGCGACAAGGAAAGAGCUGGUAAGGCAGCCCUCAACGCUCACCCGCGCAAUCGCAGUCAAGGGUCCCGCCGCCACAGUCCAGACGCAGCCGCGGUGCCUGAGCAGGAAGACCCCAAGGCCGACAUUCGAAGGUGAAACCUCAAGGGAUCUUUGUACCUCUUGCAACAUUUAAAAAGCCACAUUUGCAGACUUAUGCACACAUCCAAGCCAUCACAGGAAGACACACAUGCACACACAUGCCUCUACACAAGCAGAAACUCCCAGACAGACUGAGCAAAAGGAAAUAAGUCCCCGAUCUUUCCUUUUCUCUUCCGCCUCUCCAGUCAUUCCAGCAGUCCCACAUGGUAAACUUGCAGGGUAAUUGUGGUGUAGACUUUAGGCCACAGUUUUGUUUUUUUUAAUGUUUUUUUUCUUCUUUUUUUUAAUGAAUAACAGUUGUUACCAUAACUAUGUCAACUGUUAGGUCUUUUUUGGCUCUAAUAUAGCAUUUCUCAAAUCAUUACUGGCUGUAAGAUUUGAUUAUAUUUGUAUUAUUUAUUUUAUUCUUUAUGCAAUGUUGAAAUAUCAAAAUGUACAUAGAAAUAAACUUAUCUAUAUUUAUAUGACCAUGUAUAAAUAUAGCUACCAUAUGCAAUACUGAGAUACUAUUGAUGACAAAGUAUACAGUGUGCUGUCGUUCUCUUUACAGUAUUGUACCAAUCAUACAUUGAAGUGUAGAUAUGGGAUAUACACCCUUUUGCUGUUUCAGAGUCAGAAUGUUUAUAAUGCCCUCAUAGAUACUUGAUGAUUAAACAGAAAUUGUACAGGUUUUGUCCAGUUCUGGCACAUAUGAAUCUUAGUGCAUGAUGCCCAUAAAGCCGACAAACCUGUGCAUCUUUUAAAAGCAAAAGUGCGCUCUUAAGAGGUUAUAGAUAGUUCAAAAAAUAACAAUGGCUCAUCUGCAUAGAGAGACAUAAAAGCUAAGACUGAUAGAAUUUAAGCUCAUCGAGUAGGAACAAAGAAAGAUGUAUGUUUAUUUUUUUGGACCCUGCAGCCUCACAUUUAUUGAGUAAACUCUGAUAUGUGUCUUAUUUUCAUGCAAAACUCAAUCUCUCUUUGAUUACUAACAGAGCUUCAGAAACAUUUGUGUAGUCUCUUCUAAAAGAAUUCACACUCAUGAAACUUUUUCACAUUUUAGUUCUGUUACAAUCACAAACUUUGAUAUAUUUUAUUCAAAUUGUAUGCAAUAGAGCUACACAAGGUAGUGUAUAAAUGUGAAGUAGGAGGAAAAUGUAUGGUUUCUCUUCCAAACUGGAAUCUGAAAAAUGUUUCAAUCACUGUCAUUCAACCUGGUUGAAUGAUGGCUGUUACAACAUUUUGACGCGUGUUUCUACCAUUUUUACACAGCUGUAGAAUGAAUAUUCUUCAUAUUGUUCGCUAAAUAGCUUGAGCUCAAUCAGAUUGCCUGAAUAGUCUUUAGGAAUUUUCAAGCCCUGCUAUAGAUUCUUACAUUAGAUCUGGGUGGAUUGGUGAGGGUGAUUAUUUUGCAAGAAGGCGAACUUGCACCUCAGUCUUUAACUGGUUUUCUCCAGGAUUGCUCUGUUAUCUAUAUCAAACUAUGAUCAUGAUUUGCCUCUCUGACCUUGCUGAAGAAAAGCCUCCCAGUAGCUCCUUCUACAAAGCUUCAAAUGUUGAUGGUGUUUUCAGAGUAAGGUGGAGUGUUUGUGUUCUGCCACACAUUGUAUUUUGCAGUUAGGGCAAAAAGCUACACAUUGGUUCUAUCUAGUAGAAGUACCUUCUUUAACAUGUUUGUUGUGUGCUAAACAUGGCUUAGGACAAACUUCCAAAGUGACUUCCUAUGACUUUGCCUCAGCAUUGUCUUUCUGGCAUUAGCCACCAUUCAGUAUAGGCUACACUUGUGGAGUGCACAACUAAUAGUUGUCCUUAUAUUAGAUUUUUCCACCUGAGCUUUGGAUCUCAAGUUUUACUUCACAAUUAUGCACUUCCUUGUGCUACUGUACUGCAUAAAAUCCUAUUUUAAUACAAUAAAGUUUGUGGCUACUACAUGAGGUGAAAAAGUUCAAGGCGUACGAACACUCCUGCAAAACACUGUUUAACUUCAGCUUGUUAAUAGUCAAUGAAGAGUAAUUCAUUCUCGGUCAGCUAUCAGUGAAGUGCAGCCAGGGGAGGGUGUUAAGUUUGAAAUGUAAAAAUCAUAAAACAUCACCGUGCCUAAGCUGGUUAAUGUCCACAGUGACCGCUUCUCUGUGAUUUACGUGAAUGGAUAAUUGCUUUGUUGUGAAAAGAUUUAAUGUUGAGUUAUUUUUAUAUUGGUGUUGAGCCACAGAAGUCUUAGAUUUUGCACUUUGGAUGAUUGUCGGUUUGUGCUGGACAGCUUAGCCAAGAGAUCCACAUUAGCACAGCAGUCACCCUCUAAUCAAAAGCUAUAUUUCAUCUGAGCAGCCUGGUUUUCUUAUCAAGCACACCACCGAGUCCCGCAUCGCUGCACGGCUCCUUAAGACCCGAUUUAGCCCCAUUCUGUGCUUGGGCCAUACCACUCUCUCUGGCAUCUCUGAGGGCAGGAAACGGGCUUGACAGAAACCUUCCAGAUCUCUGGCUGUCUCUAAAUUAGCCCCUAUCCCUCUCCGGACUCUGGGUCAGACUUGAAGGCCUGUUAUUUUGCCCGUUAGAGCUGCAGGCAGCGCAGCAAGGACCCAGGAAGUGGGCUAAGUCCACACACAGGGACUCUGGCAUUGUUAUUGUAAAUGUUAUAUUUACCGAGGCCACCAGAGAAUUCCUCUGGGCCGUGGCCAAGAGCCAGCAACACAGGGAAGGCAGGGAGGAGUGAAAGCGCGAGGGAGACGGUUGCAGUCAACGUCUUAUUUCAAAACAAAUUGUUGAUUCACUCUGUCAUAACUUUACCUUUUGCUCUUUUUCUCUUACUCCUUAAGAUCACAAACACAGAGUCAUGCUUCAGCUCUGGAAGCACAGUACUUGAGCACAAUGCACCUGAUGGUGUGGAGGGGGUGGUGCAAAAAGCAAACACAAAUUUAGGCUCAAUCAACACAUUUUCUAUUUUCUCUUUACAUUUAUUUCCCUAUGGACAUUUAAAGACUGUAAUACGUAAGGCUUUCAGGCUGUUGAUUAUUUUAAUGUUUUUUUUGUUGUUGUUUUUUUUUAAAGUUGAUUGUGGAAAGUUGGGAUUGCUGUGAUAAUCCCAACACAGGACAUAAGCUAAUCCUCUUGAGAAUGUACUGUAUGUGUUUUAAAGUGACAAUCUGUUCAGCUCUCUGUCAUUAGGUUUAAAACAUGGCUUUUUGUAAUGAUGUAUUGUGGCUUGAAUGGCUUUUCUUGUAUGUGCUCUGAGGAAAAUGAAACUAACCAUGCCCCUGUGUUCCUGGUGCUCUGCUGCCACGUCACGUUGCUCUCCUCUGUUAAGCACAAGGUAAAAGAAAACAAGAAUAUUUUUGAGUUAAUAUCGCAUCAGCCCCUGUCACUAUCCUUGGCUCCUUCCAAUUCUGUAUUGUUUUUUCUCAUUAAAAUAUUUUGUGUCAUAAAACAA